This is a messenger RNA of Caenorhabditis sp. 36 PRJEB53466, 1777 nucleotides long. NCBI's taxonomy places the organism in Eukaryota, Metazoa, Nematoda, Chromadorea, Rhabditida, Rhabditidae. The record is from the annotation of a GenBank genome assembly.
AUGAGCUGCGCCUUUAAAGCAUACGGUAGCAGUCACUUUUCUUCGUUUUUCGUCAUCAAUUUCUCUCUUUUCGUUCAUUUUUUCUACUCGCAGGGCUUCGGCUUCAAACAAAGGUAAGAUAACACGAGUUAAUUAUUUAAAAAUAAUAACCACGUCAUUUUCGCAGUUUUCCUUCGAAAUGAUUUGGGAGAUCCCGAUCAUCGGUGAUUUCAUCUCGAAACCAUUCAAAGCGGCGAAACUAUAUGAGUUCUACGACCGUCUUCAUCUGUUCACCGUCUAUUUGCUCGGUUUUUUCGUUCUACUCACCGGCGCCAAGCAGCACUUUGGAAAUCCGAUCGAUUGCAUGCUGCCGAAGCAACACGAUGGUAAAUAAAUUUCGCUCUACUGAAUAGAACCGCAAAAUCUGUUUUCAGAUCUGAAAUCGUGGCGGGACUACAUUCAUCACUUCUGUCUUUUCUACGGGACAUUCCGUUACGAAUUGAACCACACGACCAGCUCUUCCGAAUUUGGCAGUUACACCGACGACGCCACGAUCAACUACUAUCAAUGGGUUCCGUUCUUCUUCGCAUUCCAAGUUUGCUGCUUUCUGCUCCCGUUCUGGUGCUGGGCGUACAUGCAGAAGCUCAUUUGUACUGUUCCAUCAAGACAGUCCACGUGGCAUUCUUUCGUUUCAGACAUAGACAUGGCUUUCAUCGUCGACUACGCUGGUGGAAUCAAUGGCGAGAAGACAUUCGAUAAAACCAAAGAGAAAAUCGACAAAAUCGUUUUGUACAUGCACGAACACUUCAAGUUCCGUCGCGCUCAUAAGAUGGGAUGGUUUUCGUGGAUCACGUUUAGCCCAAUUUUCCCUAGCAUCCUUUACAGUCUCACCAAAGUCUUUUUCAUCGCCAAUGUUGUCAUUCAAGUGAAAUUAGUUUGCAAGUUUUUGGACGUCAGUUCUUGGACGUGGGGAUUCGAUGUACGCGAAAUUCCCGAAUGCUUUCACAACAGCUCAUUUUUCAGUUGCUCGAAAAGUUCAUUCACCCGGCUGUGAGGUCGCACGACUUCCUCGCCCUUUCGGACAAACAGAAGUUCGCUUCUCUCAUUGCGGACGGCAACUACAACCGCUUCCAAUACUUUCCAAUCCUUGUCGGCUGCGAAUAUCAGCUGCACGAGUCAGUGAGCCAAGUGGUCAGCCACAAGACGCAAUGCAUUAUUCCGAUGAACGUGAUCAACGAGAAGAUCUUCAUAGGACUCUACUUCUGGCUUCUUUGUGUACGUUCCCUUUCUUUUCUUCAUAUAUCAUAGACCCGUUUCAGUUGACUGCUCUCUCGUUCGUUGGAAUCGUCAAAUGGGCGUUCCGUCUGAAAUGCGGAAAGAGCAACGAAUUGAUGGUUUACAAGCUCAUAAAGAAAACCCUCGAGAAGGAAGCGCUCGGAACGAAUCUUCGCGAUUACCGCUACAAUUUCGUGCAUAACUACCUGUGCUCCGACGGAAUCCUGCUCAUUUACUUCAUGCUCGAUGCCAACGGUUUUUUGAAAACGGAAGAAGUCAUCAGUGCUCUUUUCGUCAAGUACUGCUCAGAGAGCAAUCUGAUCCCGGUAUGCAACCUGAGCAGCCUUCCGAAAUGACGUUUUGCCCAGUUUCAGACGGCUCCUUCCCUCCCGGCCAAAGGCAACGACCCGCAUUUCUCCGGUUAGUUCUCCCGAUUCCCUUCUCUUUAGUAACGUCGUCUUUAGUCUUUAUGGUUGUUUUUUUAGGUGACAACUUCGGUUUCGACCUGCAACACAAGAUCUGA